This is a messenger RNA of Anguilla rostrata (American eel), 932 nucleotides long. RefSeq names its product transmembrane protease serine 6-like. Gene Ontology annotation, biological process: proteolysis. Bases 1 to 831 code for a protein of 276 amino acids. The transcript has 7 exons. Lineage: Eukaryota; Metazoa; Chordata; Actinopteri; Anguilliformes; Anguillidae. The record is from RefSeq and is a predicted model, not a curated record. Gene Ontology annotation, molecular function: serine-type endopeptidase activity.
AUGGAACUGUGCUGUGCUGAGGCCACGAGUGACGGUUGGGGUCGGAUUGUGGGGGGCAGCGUGGCCUCCAGGGGCAGGUGGGGGUGGCAGGCCAGCCUGCGGUGGAGGGGCAGACACGUUUGCGGAGGGGCGAUCCUCACUGGCCGCUGGGUCAUCACCGCUGCACACUGCUUCACACUGAGCGAGAUGCAAGACGUGUCAGACUGGGAGGUUGUCGUGGACACCGUGAGCAUGACGGACAGCGCGUCUGGGAGACACUACCACGUCCUGGGGAUAGAGCACCACCCACGCUUUUCAUCAGAGAGCAACGACUACGACCUGGGCCUCAUCCACACCACCGCUGAGAUAGAGAUGAAAGGUGGGGUGUGGCCGGUGUGUUUGCCCAGCCCAGGCGAGUCCUUCCCUCCUGGCUCUCGUUGCUGGGUGACAGGCUGGGGGUACACCCACGAGGGGGGUUCGGUAUCCACGUCCCUGCGGCAGGCAGAGGUGCAGGUCAUCAGUCAGUCCCAGUGCUCCCAGCCCUCAGUGUACGGUGGCUACCUCACCACCCGCAUGAUGUGUGCGGGGAGGAUGGAGGGAGGGGUGGACUCCUGCCAGGUAACCACACAACAUUUGUGUGUGUGUGGGGACAGCGGGGGCCCCCUGGUGUGCGAGACGGGGGCAGGGGACUGGAGGCUGGCCGGGGUGGUGAGCUGGGGCGAGGGGUGCGGCCGGCCCAACAAACCCGGCGUCUACACCAGAGUCACACAGCUUCUCCUCUGGCUGUACCAGUACAUACAGACAGGUUCAGAGGAAGGGUCUGCACCAGGCAUGGAAGGUUCCCUUCACUGAUGCUCAGAAGACCUGCGCUGCAAAACUUACUUAUUUAUUUAUUCAUUUGUUAUGGAAAUAUUGUUCACGCAGUAACUCAAUAGUAAAGGUGAUAUAAUCCC